AUGGAAAAUCGAAUGUGCUUUGAGUGUCUUCAACGCCAAAUUCAAUCAGAUUUCUCUGACAAACUCAUCUUCUCCUAUGGCCUCUCAGAUUCUGCUCUCCCCUUUGGCUCCAGCGCCAUCGUUCAGCUCACACAUAUGGAGUCAGCCAGUCUUCCCAAGAAGCGCUCAACACAACCAACAUCUGAUGUUAUGGAAUCCUCACCCUCAAACACCUCCGGAGUACAGAUGGCACAGUAUACCAACACCAACUUUAACACAUAA
This is a messenger RNA of Ilex paraguariensis (yerba mate), 261 nucleotides long. The record is from the annotation of a GenBank genome assembly. NCBI's taxonomy places the organism in Eukaryota, Viridiplantae, Streptophyta, Magnoliopsida, Aquifoliales, Aquifoliaceae.